Molecule: messenger RNA, 3072 nt
Organism: Spinacia oleracea (spinach)
Lineage: Eukaryota; Viridiplantae; Streptophyta; Magnoliopsida; Caryophyllales; Amaranthaceae
Product: pentatricopeptide repeat-containing protein At3g50420
Exons: 1
Coding region: 354-2453 (699 amino acids)
Biological process (GO): RNA modification
Cellular component (GO): intracellular membrane-bounded organelle
Molecular function (GO): RNA binding; protein binding
Source: RefSeq, a predicted model, not a curated record
AGUCCCUAUCCCUAUCCCCAAAUAAAUUAGAAUUCCUUGUAAACAAACAAGGGAUAAGAGUAUAAAGGGAUAAAAUAUCCUUAUCCCCACCCUUUAUCCCUCAUACCAAACGAGCCCUUAGUGCAUUAAACCCAUAACUUUUUACUCCGUAGUUAGAAGGUGGAAUCAUUUGCAGUAGUUCAAAGCAUUGCUCGGUGGUAUAACGGUAUGCGUAAUAAACAUGACAAUACUAUCAAACUUCUUGUAGACUUGUAGUCAUUUGUUGUAACGACUUUUGGCGGGUAAAAAACAGUUUCGUUUUCCUUCAAAAUUAGAAGCAUUGAAAACUUGCUCCUGAAUUUGUAAACCCACAAAUGAACGAAGCUUCUUCUUUUGCAAUCUCUCUCCUACAAAAAUGCAGCACUAUAACUUCACUUAGGAGAGCCCAGAAGCUUCAUGCCCUCAUCUUAACAUCCUCUACAGCUUUCACUUACCACAAGCCAUUCCUCCAUAACAACCUCCUCUCCAUGUAUGCCAAAUGUGGUUCUCUCUUUCAUGCCCACCUGGUGUUUGACAAAAUGCCUCAAAGAAACUUCAUUUCUUAUAAUUCCAUCAUUUCGGCCUUUGCCCGGUUUCCUGAUUCAGGGUCUUAUGCGUUUGGAUUGUUUUCCCAGAUGAGGUAUCAGUAUUUUACACCAAAUGGGGCAACUUUUAUUAGUCUGUUGCAGUCGGCUUCUGUUGCUCGAAACCGGUACCAUGGAUUAGCUCUUCAUUGCCUAAUUAUCAAGUUUGGUCAGUUGUUUGAUGUUCAGGUUCAGACUGCUCUUAUUUGUCUCUUUUCUAAUUUUGGGGAUCUGAAUUCUGUGAAUCGAGUGUUUGAAAAUGUAGUAGUAAAAGAUGAAUAUUCCUGGAAUUGUAUUAUAUCAGGGUAUGUAAAAAAUAAUAGGAUGGCAGAAGGCCUAUGUCUAUUCAGAAAAAUGCUGAGGAGUGGAGCAAUCCCAACAGAGUUUACAUUUUCAAUGGUACUGAAUGCUUGUGCUAGAUUGAGCGAUAAUUCUUUUGGUCAACUUGCUCAUGGACAAGUUAUUUUGACUGGAGUGUUCCUAGAUUUGCCUUUGCAGAAUGCAUUGGUUGACAUGUACUCUAGCUGUGGUGAUACUCAAUCUGCAUUGCAUGUAUUUGAAGGAAUUCAGAAUCCGGAUCUUGUGUCAUGGAACUCGAUGAUGGCAGGAUAUUCAGAGAAAGGGGAAGGCGAGAAAGCUAUGGAACUGUUUGUUCAACUGCAACAUUGUGCUGCUCAAAAACCAGAUGAAUAUACUUUUGCAGCUUUGAUCUCUGCCAUUCAAGAGUGUCCAGCUUCACACUAUGGGGAACCCCUCCAUGCAAAGGUGAUUGUAUGUGGAUUAGAUAAGAGUGUAUUUGUUGGAAGUCCACUGAUUUCCAUGUAUUUUGGACAUGGAAAAAUCGAAUCUGCUGAAGGAGUUUUCAGAACAAUCUCAAAAAAAGAUGUGAUUCUGUGGACUGAAAUGAUAUCUGGCUACUCUAAAGUAGAAGAUUGUGAGAAUGCAAUCAGAUUCUUUUAUGAUAUGUGGAAACAAGGUCAUAAAAUUGAUGACUUUGCUCUAAGUAGUGCUUUGAGUGCAUGUGCUGAUCUUGCGACUUUGCAUCAAGGUGAAAUGCUUCAUUCUCUGGCUAUAAAAUCUGGGUGUGAUUCUGAGAUGGCAGUAUGUGCAAGUCUAAUUAAUUCAUAUGCCAAGAAUGGUGACCUUCAAGCUGCCAAAUUGAUAUUUUCUGAGGUCAAAUACCCUGACUUGAAGUGUUGGAACUCGAUGAUUGGUGGCUUCAGUCACCAUGGAAAGGCUGAGGAAGCAAUAAGACUGUUUGAGAAGAUUCUAGAUCAUUCUUUGGUACCAGAUCAAGUAACAUUUAUUUCACUACUUUCUGCUUGCAGCCACUGUGGUUUAAUUGAGAGGGGCAAACAAUUGUGGAGUUACAUGAAGGAAAAGGGAGUUUACCCGGGGCUUAAGCACUAUGCGUGCAUGGUAAGUUUGCUCAGUCGAGCAGGGCUGCUAGAAGAGGCGGUGGAAAUCAUUCAUGAGUCAGAAUUUAGUAAGAACCAUCUUGUAUUAUGGAGAAGUGUGCUGAGUUCAGCUGUUUAUAACAAAAAUUUGUCCAUGGGACUUCAUGCUGCGGGGAAAAUGUUAGAGCUUAAUGAACAAGAUAAUGCAACUCAUACAUUGCUUUCAAAUCUAUAUGCUUCUGUUGGGAGUUGGGAUGGUGUCAUGGAUGUAAGGAAAAGGAUAAGAGGACUCAAGUUGGAAAAGGAUCCAGGACUAAGCUGGGUUGAAACAGUGAAAAGCUUGGAAGUAUUCUCAUCUGGUGAUCAAUCACACCUGAGGAUUGAAGAAGUAAAAGCUCAGCUGCAGAUACUACAAGGAAAUAUGAUUUUACGGCAAGAUAUUAAUGACAUAUAAUGUACAAUGACAUAUUAUUGCUGAGUUUCGGGUAUCCAAGGAGCCAGAGGGCUAAAUGGACCUGUGUUGCAGAUACAGUAGUUUGAUUUGGCAAAACCGGAAAUUAAAUCCAGAGUAUGCAGCUAAUCAACGGCGUUCUUACUUGGAACUCAUUGUGGGACACAGUCUGGAUAUGAUAGUCUUAAGACAAUUUUGUUGAUCUGGUAUAGCGGAGUCAGCAUCUGGUGAUUCUGUUCUAUGUACGUCAGCAUCUGGUGAUUCUGUCUUACCUUCAAAUCCUGGCAUAGGAAUGCUAACUCAUCACUGAGAAGUGAGAAAUAUGAGAAAUUCUGUACAAUUAGCUGCUUAUGGAGCCAUGUUUUCCAGUUAACAUUUAAGAGUUGCUCCUAUUCCAGAAAAUCUGGAAUCUGAGAAGAAAUAACAGUCCCUGCAGCUGAUCUCUGAUUCUUUUGGUAUAAAGUCUUAAUGCAGACAGACUUUUGUUUUCAUAAUUUCAAUACGUAGAAGUGUAGAACCCCCCAGUCCCCUGUUUUUCAUUCUCUAAGACAUGGAAAGUACAGAGUGAAUUCUGCAAAAAUCUGGUCCUUAUUGAUUUGUUAAAUACACAAUAGAAUUCAAU